GGGCCGGUCCCGCCGGGUUUCCGGGAGUGCGGCGGCAUGGAGCCAUCGCCGGCGGGGGCGGAGGAGAGGGGUGGCCGCUUCCGUGCCAGCGAGCACCAGCACGCUCGAUACAACCCGCUGCGGGACGACUGGGUGCUGGUGUCGGCCCACCGGGUGAAGCGGCCUUGGCAGGGUCAGCUGGAGAAGCCGCCCCCCGAGGAUGUGCCCCGCUGGGACCCCGACAACCCCCUCUGCCCCGGAGCCACCCGGGCCAACGGCGAGGUGAACCCCCAGUAUGAGGGUACUUUCGUCUUCCCAAAUGACUUCCCUGCACUUCAGCCUGAUGCUCCAGAGCCUGAUGACAGUGAUCACCCCUUGUUUCAAGCUGCCCCAGCCCGGGGUGUGUGCAAGGUGAUGUGCUUCCACCCCUGGUCGGACCUGACGCUGCCCCUCAUGUCCCUGCCAGAGAUCCGGGCUGUCGUCGAUGCGUGGGCAGAGCUGGCGACCGAGCUGGGUGCUUCCUACCCCUGGGUGCAGAUCUUCGAGAACAAGGGAGCGAUGAUGGGCUGCUCCAACCCGCACCCCCACUGCCAGGUGUGGGCCAGCAGCUUCCUCCCGAACGAGGCGCGCCUGGAGGACCGGACCCAGCGCCAGCACCUGAGCCAGCACGGUGUGCCCAUGCUGCUGGAGUAUGCUGAGCAGGAGGCUCGCCGAAAGGAACGGCUGGUGGUGGAGAAUGCAGACUGGCUGGUUGUGGUGCCAUACUGGGCUACCUGGCCGUACCAGACCCUGCUGCUGCCCCGCCGCCACGUCUGCCGCCUGCAGGACCUCAGUGACAGCGAGAGGGACAGGAGAGGUGCUGCGGGUGACCCCACUGCAUACCUGGCAAGCUGCUGGCCAGCUUGGGGUGUGAAUCACUUCACUUUUCUGCAGACCUGGCCUCCAUCAUGCAGAGGCUGCUCAUCAAGUACGACAACCUCUUCGAAGUCUCCUUCCCCUACUCCAUGGGCUGGCAUGGAGCCCCCACAGGCCCCUACCUGGAGGAGGACUGCAGGCACUGGCAGCUCCAUGCCCACUACUACCCGCCCCUGCUGCGCUCUGCCACCGUCCGCAAGUUCAUGGUGGGAUACGAGAUGCUGGCACAGGCACAGAGGGACCUCACCCCGGAGCAGUGUUGGCAGGUGCAGACCAACCUCCUGCAGCACCUUGUGUGCACGGACUGGUCUGGAAGAUGUUUUUCUGCAGCAGUUGGGCUGUUGUUGCCUGUCCUGACCCUUCUUGCAUUUCUACUCCAAAAGAAAUGGUGAUUCUUGACAGAUCCUCGUGGAAUCUGCUCCCAGGGUAUUCGAGCUGAGACUGAGGAAGGAGCUCAGCAAUGCACAGUGCUGAACUUCACCAUCAUCAUCCUCAUCCUCAGGUUGGCAAUGGGGCUCAGCAAGGCCAGGAGCUGCAGCACAUGGACAGAUGCCUGGUGGAGGGAACAGUCUCCUCAGGGUUCCCUGCAUUGAAAAGAGGGUAGAUCCACCCCAGAAAUGCCUCAUCCUGGGGCCAAGAGAGUGAACUUCAUUAUCACCCUGCUUCUUUUGAGAAGCAGCAUCUCAGGGGUGUCUGUUGCAUUUUUACCAAUUUAAACACCUAAUCUGAAAGAGAAGAACCCUAAUUUGAGAGGGAUGUACUGGCCUGGAAAGUGCAUGAGCACUGUUCCUGACCACGCUGCAACAAUGAUCUCCACGCCUCCAGCACCACAGAUGUCCUGAAAAAGCCCAAACUGCUCUGUGAGGAUGGUGGCCACUUCUCAGAAAAGGUUAUGGACUCUGUGAUCAAUAGCUGAAGACUCUCACUGCUCCACAUUAGGGCUGAGGAAUGGGGGCUGUGGCUGGUUAGGUACAGAAAAGAGCUCUGGACUACAUCAGAAGCAUUUAAGAUGUCAGAUUGUCUUUAAUCAUGAAAAUACAAAAGCAAGAAUCUAGUCUGACCACUUGGCUGUGCUGAAAUAAUAGCUCAUUUAGAAGAAUUUAAGCCUAAAAGCUAACAUUUUUGGUGUGUAUUUAUAACAGAAAGGCACAGGGAACCUAUCUACACUGUGUUUAAUUUCUUUCACAAGCUCCUUUGAUCCAGGUGUUACUGCCCAGGCAAAACUGGCACAAGUUCCUUCGGAGGCAUGACCAACCAUGCUGCUGUGAGCUGCCCAGCACUGCAACUGAGAGUGGAUUCAUUUAAUUGAGUGUUUGGGCUAGCUGCACCAGCCAGAAAUCUUGCUUCAGCUUGUUGCCAUGAGCUCAUUACCUUCAAAAUCCAAAGCCUUGCCUACCUCACGGGGAUGGAAAAAUGGGGCACUUGCCAGGUGCCUGCAGCAGGUCUCAGCUACAGCGUGUUGGGUGAUGUACAGGAUGAUGCUGGGACGGGGUGGAGGGACACCCAGUUUGACUGGGAUGGAGCAUGGGAGGUAUUUUUGCAGCCUCUUGAAUGCCUAUGGUAUCCCUGAAGACGAGGGGAUGGAUUCUGGGUUUCCAGCAUUUUAUCACUCUGUCUGCCCCAGGGCAAGCAGGAGGAUGAUGAGCCCUGGGAAAAUCAGGCAUCGCUUUCCUUUGAAGGCAGGAAGAUGACUGCUGGUCCUGCUCCAAGCUCCUCCUGCCCUGGCCUUCAGGGUACAGUUAUUUUUGCAGAGAAGGGUGGCCCAUUUUGAACACAUCAGAGCCAAGCUGGACCACAGAUCCAUCUGGCAGGGAAGACAAACACACUGCCUGGGCUUCUCCACUAGCUCAUGCCUAGCACAUGCCCAGUAAAGCCUGCUCCCUCUCCCAAAUAAUAUUUCAGCCCACUACAAGCUCUGGGAUUGCUGGAGCAUGGCAAGUUUAGCUGCUGAUCACUCCUUUACUAAGAGGCAGUGAAGAAUGUAUUUAUUCCCUCUGAACCUUCUCCAUGCCUUUAAGGACUAUUAUCCUCCCUGGCUGUACACAAUCUCUUUUCCAGGCAACAAUGUCUCCCACCUGACCAAUUUGUCCUGGUGCAGAAGAUUUCCCAGACCUUGGAUUGUCUCCAUUUGGGGAUCUGUGAGAGCAGGAGCAUACACACUGUCCGUGUGUACAGAUUUACAUUGUUACAUGGAGAUGUUGGUGUUUUGCUAUUAUUUCCUGACAACUGGUACCACUCUCUGGAGCAGCAGGACCUAGCUCAUGAGCUUGGCAGUGCCCCAGUUUAUUUCCUUUGUGUAAAUCAACCUCGUAUCUCAUUUGUCAUCUUGUUGAUAAGCAGUUUUGGCAGGCCUUUUGGCAGCUUUUAGAAAUCAGGUUACCCUAAACACAUGGUGCUGGCAGAAGAUGUCACCUCAGUGUCUACACCCUUCCCUAAUUGAUUCAUGCGCAGACUGAGCAGUGCCGGUGCCUGUGCUGCCUGCCUGAAGGGCUCUGCCCCUCUGCUGAGGAACUGGCCAUGCAUCCCGGCCUGUUUGUCCAUUGCUAACUGGGAGAAAAUAUCCCUGCUCUUCUGCCACCACCUCAGCCCCUUUAGGGGUCGUUUUGCUGCUUGUCUUCAGGUUUGUUUUGAGACCAAGCAUAGAAAAACUUGCAGGAUGGGAGCCCUUCCAAACCUGCUUGCAGUGGGUUUGAAUAGUAAUGGUCCUCUGCUUUGUUCUGCCGUGGGCUUGUCCUCAGCUGAUCAUCUCCUGCAUCAGGGGAGGAAUAACCCCAUGCACCAGCACAGAAUGGGGGCCGACCAGCUGGAAAGCAGGACAAGGACCUGGGGCUCCUGCUGGACAACAAGCUGUCCAUGAGCCAGCAGUGCCCUUGUGGGCAGGAGGGCCAAUGGUGUCCUGGGGCGCAUUAGGAAGAGCGUUGCAGCAGGUCAGGGACAUGAAUCUACCCCUCUACUCAGCCCUAGUGAGGUGCAUCUGGAAUGCUGUGUCCAGAUCUGAGCUUCUUAGUACACGAGAGACAUGGAGCUCCUGGAGGGGAUCCAGCAGAGGGCUGUGAAGGUGACUGAGGGACUGGAGCAUCUCUCUUAUGAGGAAAGGCUGAGAGAGCUGGGUCUGUUCAGCCUGGGCAAUAGAUGACAGAGAGGGGACCUCAUCAAUAUGUACAAGUAUCUGAAGGGUGUGAGAGGAUGGACCACGCUCUGGUCGGUGGUUUUGUGCCAUAGGGCACGAGGCAAUGGGCAGAAACAGAGGCACAGGAAGUUCCAUCUGAAUAUGAGGAGCCCUGUGCAGGUGUCAUGGGUUA
Molecule: messenger RNA, 4196 nt
Organism: Corvus hawaiiensis (hawaiian crow)
Lineage: Eukaryota; Metazoa; Chordata; Aves; Passeriformes; Corvidae
Gene: GALT
Product: galactose-1-phosphate uridylyltransferase
Exons: 12
Coding region: 37-1251 (404 amino acids)
Biological process (GO): beta-D-galactose catabolic process via UDP-galactose, Leloir pathway
Cellular component (GO): cytoplasm
Molecular function (GO): zinc ion binding; UDP-glucose:hexose-1-phosphate uridylyltransferase activity
Source: RefSeq, a predicted model, not a curated record